GCAAACCUGUAGUCUAGUUGUCCAUAUGUACAUAUAUAAAUAUAUGACGAUAUGGCCACCGACUCAACCUUGUUCAUUGCUUCUUCUUCCUUUAUUUACUCCUGUUAGUCUUCUUGUUGAGUCUCUUCUUCUUCUUCUUACUCCUCCUCCUCCCCUCUUUCCUUCUUCUGUACAGAAACCCAAGCUUCAUAAAUGGUGGAUCUCCAGACUGUUUGUUGCAUGUGCGGCGAUGUCGGUUUCUCCGACAAGCUCUUCCGUUGCAUCAGAUGCCGCCAUCGUUUUCAGCACUCGUACUGCAGCAACUACUACAACGAAUUCUCGGAAGCCAAUGAAUUGUGCGAUUGGUGCCAGAGCGAAGAGAAGAGUGCAAGGCAUGGCGGUUCAUCGAAGAAGUUGGUCGGAAACGACGCCGGAACGACGAGCAGGUCUCACUAUUCCGGGGACAAGAUCAAGCAACUCGAACGAGAAGACAGUUCCGACAAGGGGAAAAGCCCGGGUAGCGCUCCUUCUCCAAGGCAUACUACACGCAGGUACAAGCUUCUCAAGGAUGUAAUGUGCUGAUGAGUGAAGAAAACAGACUGUAUUCUGUUAACGUGUGUGCAUGUCACCGACCAGUUUCCUUAAUCACAAGUACCUAGCUUUAAAAUUUAAAUUCUUCGAUCUUCUCUCGAGCUUUCCUUCCAAGAGUUUUUAUUCAAUUU
Messenger RNA from Nelumbo nucifera (sacred lotus), 701 nucleotides. RefSeq names its product zinc ion-binding protein. NCBI's taxonomy places the organism in Eukaryota, Viridiplantae, Streptophyta, Magnoliopsida, Proteales, Nelumbonaceae. The record is from RefSeq and is a predicted model, not a curated record.